CACUAGUGCCUCGUACUAACGUGUGUCAAAAUGAAGUUUGAAGUUUGUAGUCUUAAGUCUUAUACAGUAUACUGUCCUUUAGUAUAAGCUUUCGGACAUUAAGAAUAUCGGAACCGGCAAGGGUGUUAGUGUUAUCAUGCUUAUUGUAUAAAGAUUUAAUUAAUAACAUGAAAAAAAAUUUGGUCUGACUUUUAGAAGUUUGUCAGUGACUAUUAUGUAAAAUAAUAUUGUUAAGCUGUGAUGUAAUAAUAUAUUUUCAAUACACUAAAUCACAAAGACAACAACAUGGAUGUAAAUGAAGAUCUUAUUAAAAAAAUUACCACUAAAGCUUCCAUUCCCAUAGUAUUUAGAAAAUAUAUAAAUGAUUGGCCUUUGUGUCGAUGGGAUCCACAGAAAUGGAGUUCGAUAUUUGGUAACACCAAACUACCUUUUCGAUGUCUGAGAAAAGAUUUUGUUUCGGAUGAACCCUGCUGGGAAAGGCGAUGUCGGGAAAAGAUAAUGACUUUUGAAAGUUUUUUGGAGACUAUUAAUACUAGUAGAGAAUGGAUGUAUUUUGACUACAAAUAUAUUAAUAAGUGGAUAAAGAGUGAUAGUGAACUGUGGAAGGAAAUUUCAUGGAAGCAGUUUGGAUAUCCUGAUAAAGGAGCCCCUGAUACAACAUUAUGGAUUGGCAGUAAGGGUUGUCACACACCAGCUCACCAAGACACUUAUGGAUAUAACAUUGUAGCUCAAGUGUAUGGCCGCAAGAGGUGGAUUCUUUUUCCACCUGAAACUGGUGGUUUGAAGCCUACCCGAGUACCCUAUGAGGAGUCCAGUGUAUAUAGUGAAUUGAAUUUCUAUUGUCCUGUUGAUUUAGAUCGCUUUACCGGUCUAACUGGUGCUAGAGUGGUGGAACUGUCUGAAGGGGAUGCUCUACUUGUACCGAGGGGCUGGUGGCAUUAUGUACAAAACCUUGACCCUUUAAAUAUUAGCCUUAAUAUCUGGUUACCCCAUGAAAAAGACAAUUCGACACAAAUUUCUGAAGCUCUUAUAAAAUUAUUGAUAGCACAGAUAUGUAAGGACCUACCACCGGAAACAUCGAAACUGUUAGUGAAUCCGAACGAGGACGACAUAUCGGACACACCUCUGGCGGUAUUAUUUUUACAGUUGGACACUGUUGUUAAAUCCUAUUUGGAUAAAAAGAGGAAAUCACGUCGAAUGAAAAGACAAAAAACAUGCGAAGAUAACACCCAAGAGACUGAUGUCGAGGAAUUUGAUCUCAAUUCUUUAUUAAAUAAACUUAGUUACCUGGAAGUCGUUCCGGCGGUUAGUUCGAGUGAUCUCAUUGAGUUGAUAAGAAGUAAUAUAAAGGAAUUCGUCGUUAAGGAGAAAACUCCUGAUGAAGAUGAAACAGAGGGCGCCACUAGUAGCCUCUGCUUGACAAAAGCUGUGAUCGACGCAUUCAGCCAAAGCAAUGUCGUUGAUAUGGUGAAGCAAAACCUUUUUGCUAAACUUGGAUAUAACUCAUAGGAAUUAGUAGGUAUUUUGAAAAUGUAGGUUCUUAGAAUAUUAUUAUUUUUUAUAUAUAUUACAGCAACAUAUACAUGUACUGUGUAUAUUUUUGAAAAUUAUAUUUUUUAAGUAUUAAUGGGAUGGAUUCUUAUAGAAUUAUUUCUUAAGCAUUAUUCUGUUAAGGAUUUGACCAGUAUAUUAAGAUUAGAGGAGACUUAGAUGGUGAUUGUAUUUGGAUACAAUUAUUAUAUUAUCUUGGACAAUUGGUGCUUUAUGUUACGAAAUUGCAUAUAAUGUUGCAAGUAAAAAAAAUGUGAUAUUACCAACUUUUGAUUACAAAAUAUUGUACUUAAUGGUAUUAAAAUAUUUAUUUAUAAUACAAAUAAAUAAAUUCACUACUU
This is a messenger RNA of Danaus plexippus (monarch butterfly), 1892 nucleotides long. RefSeq names its product HSPB1-associated protein 1 (gene HSPBAP1). The record is from RefSeq and is a predicted model, not a curated record. Gene Ontology annotation, molecular function: 2-oxoglutarate-dependent dioxygenase activity. Bases 286 to 1509 code for a protein of 407 amino acids. The transcript is spliced from 6 exons. Lineage: Eukaryota; Metazoa; Arthropoda; Insecta; Lepidoptera; Nymphalidae.